Molecule: messenger RNA, 2562 nt
Organism: Penicillium cataractarum
Lineage: Eukaryota; Fungi; Ascomycota; Eurotiomycetes; Eurotiales; Aspergillaceae
Product: putative C6 transcription factor
Exons: 2
Coding region: 1-2562 (853 amino acids)
Biological process (GO): DNA-templated transcription; positive regulation of transcription by RNA polymerase II
Molecular function (GO): zinc ion binding; DNA binding; DNA-binding transcription factor activity, RNA polymerase II-specific
Source: RefSeq, a predicted model, not a curated record
AUGGAUGAGGGCUCCGAUAAGGCCCCUCGGCGGAAGAGGGUGUCGAGGGCCUGCGACCGGUGUCGCAGUAAGAAGGAUAAAUGCGAUGGAAUCCGUCCCACUUGCUCCGCAUGUCAAGCAUCCGGCCAGCCCUGCUCAUACGAUCCCCAUGCGAAGAAGCGCGGUCUACCAGAGGGCUACGUGCGCGGGUUGGAGAAACUAUGGGCGCUCUCCAUGUGUAAUAUCGAUGGGUUCGAAGACACCAUGCUGGCCAUGCUAGGAACCACCGCAGAGUCGGCAGGCCGCCGGGAAAAGUUAAUGUCAGUCUGGUCGGAUGACGGCUCGUCGGAGAGCUUGCACGAAACCUGGAAAACGAGUCGUCUGUAUAGCGCAUUGGAGAAAAUGCUAUCGAACCAGGAAGCACCUCUCACAACGGGCAAACGAUCGCGCAACCCGCAGGAUGAUCCACUAGAAGGACCGGAUGGAAAAUGGGGAUUUCGAGUGGCUCGAGACUCGACACCGUUGGGGCCUGAAGCACCACGGAUCAUCGGACCAGCCAUUGGCUCGCCAAAUGCGAAACGAGCCCGAAUGGCACAGGGGUCAAACGGUCGGGACGUGUCGCAGCCUGGAAGUGGGCCUCAUACUCUACAAUUACCCCCGCAAACAUCACAGCUCCUCGAUAUCUACUUUGCCACGACUCACUCGUGGUUCCCAACCGUCGCCAAACACAACAUCCUCCGCGCGUCCUACCUAUAUGCAAAUGCCCCAUUUUCCGUCGCGACGACUUCUCCAGGGUCUGGCGAUCAUGCUGCGUUGUGGGCAAUCCUUAGUUAUACCAUCACCCAAUCUCCAGCGACCACCCGAGUGAAUCCUACUGGAGCGGUCUCUUUAGCUAAAGAGUACUAUACUGUAUCUCGAAAUCUCAUCCCAUCGGAAAAAGAACGCUACGAACUCGGCCAUAUCCAGGCGUUGUUGCUAUUGAGUUUGGUCAAUAUCGGCCUUGAAGAUUGGACGGCUGCAUGGCUACUGAGCGGCCAAGCAGUGCGCAUGGCCAUUGCAAUGGGCCUGGGUGCCUUUGCUGAUACUCGUCGCUCCGAUGAAUUGCGGCAGGGUAAAGCAGUUUUCUUAGGCUGCUUUGUCAUUGAUUCCCUGCUGUCAUUCCGACUUUCCCGCUGCCCGGCCAUGUCCUCGAAUGAUCUAGCAAAUGUUGGGUUGCUGGAAGAGGAUGGACUGGAGGAGUGGAAUUCAUGGGUGGACGUGCUCCCCCCGACGGGAGUUCCACAUGGUAAGAAUCCUCCACGAAGAGGACCAUUAUUGUCUCUAAGCUGCUUCAAUCGUUUGGUCGAGUUGGCUAGUGUGCUCAACAAGACAUCUCGGAACCUGUCCAUGGGAUACAAGGCGCCCAAUUUUGCCCAGCAGUUGGUGAUGGACCUGAAGCAGUGGGAUGAUGGGUUGCCGCUGGGAUGUCGACUGAUUGGACCGGAAAGCAUCUACCCCGAACGACAUUCAGCACUGCUACCGCAUCAGAGCUACUUGGGAUUGACAUAUGUUGCUACGUUGCUUUGGCUGUAUCUACGCCUUAUUCCCGGAGAGCAAGGUCUCCAUCGGUCACAGCGUCCAGCCACUGAAGGUGCAAAGAAACUCCUUUAUCGUGGCCUUUCGAUGAUCUCUCAGCAUCUGGAAAACUUCCCCAUGUGUGGGCUGCCGCCUAUUUUCGAGUUUGGCUUGCGUACAAUCUCCGAGCAAGCGUUUUCGUUGCGACAAACUGUGGACUCGUCGGAUACUUUCCCCUUCUCUCGCUGGGCCGAGGAGUUCCGUCAAAAGACCACGGUGUUGACUGCCAGUUGGCCGGUAUAUGGCUCGAUGAUAUCCUCGAUGGAUCGCUGGCAGAAGCCCAACAAUGUUCCCGUCGCACCGCAACCAUAUCCUGGGAACACGACUUCUUUGCUAGCGGGAGCCACCUCCAUGCAUGGGGCCAUGCAGCCUCCAGUCAUGGCUCACGGCUUACCCCCGCAUGAUCAAGGAAGCUAUGCAUCAUCCAUCCUGGGAAUAAGCAUCCCUGCCGAUGGACAAUCGUUGACGCCCAAGGAUACGGUCAUGGAGAAUACCGAGAUGGCUAUGAUGGAUCCGUCGGUGCAGCAGUCGAUCCUCCCCACAGACAAGGUCACGCCUCGCAGUGGACCAGACCAGUUGUUUGCACCUGGAAGCGCCCAUGCACAACCUCAUACCCCCGACUCGUCCAUUUCCAAUCCCAUGAUGGCCGGUAACGCUCCUACCAGUGAACGAUCCGUCUCGACCAACGACCACAUGCAUUUCAAUCCCGCAGGCACGGGUGAUCUCGAUGCGAUUUUCAAGGAUUUAGCAUACCUGGACACGACCGAGUGGUCCAACAACCGCGAGGCAGGCCUCAAGGACUUUGGGUUCUUGGAUGAUAGUACUUUCCAAGCCUUCUGCCACGAUCCCGACCGUCUGGUGGGAUCUCAGCCCUUGGUGCAUCCGCCAUCGAUUGCGGAUAUUUGGCCACCGCCAGGAUUCUUCCCUGAAACCUUCCAAGAGGUUCCCGAGAAGGCCAUGAACGGGUGA